AUGUUGGAGGGAUUGAGAAAAUGUAAUAAAUCUUAUCCUCUAUUGAACACUAAAGUGGAAGAAAGCGGAGAACACGUUAUACUGGGAACCGGAGAACUCUAUUUGGAUUGCGUUAUGCAUGAUCUCAGGAAAAUGUAUUCAGAAAUAGACAUAAAAGUGGCCGAUCCUGUCGUCUCGUUCUGCGAGACAGUCGUCGAGACGUCUUCACUCAAAUGUUUUGCUGAAACGCCAAACAAAAAAAAUAAGUUAACAAUGAUUGCGGAACCGCUGGAGAAAGGGUUGGCCGAAGACAUUGAGGGCGAAGUCGUCCAAAUCAAUUGGAAUCGCAAAAAGUUGGGCGAAUUUUUCCAAACCAAAUACGAUUGGGAUCUAUUGGCCGCGCGCUCUAUUUGG
Molecule: messenger RNA, 393 nt
Organism: Medioppia subpectinata
Lineage: Eukaryota; Metazoa; Arthropoda; Arachnida; Sarcoptiformes; Oppiidae
Source: the annotation of a GenBank genome assembly